AUUUGUAUGGCUAUAAGAUGAAUAUAUGUAGCAACGAUAAUAGUGUGUGAAAACCUGCCUGUCACAAACUGUGAAUGAUCGCGAAAGGUAAGCCAAGAAAAAUAUGACGUAAACCCAGAAAAGAGUUCCCUAAAACAAAGGACGGCCGCUUUAAAAGGUGAUGGAACUGAAAAUCUCGGCAAAGGAAUGGAAGACUCGCAGAAACCCACUUGGCCACACGAGCAUCGAAAUCAUUCAUAAGGGACAACGGACAAGGAUAACAGUGUCAGACUCUGUAGUUGAAAUCUCUCUCCAUUUCCUCAACUUGGAUCUCUCUUUCUGACACUCCUCUGAAGAGGAACAUCAUCUGUCAAGAACAUCCACACACUUCUCCUAUCCCAUUGCUCCCUUUGAUCCCUCAGAUCUUCGACCAUCUCUGCCAUAUUGAAUCUUCGUGUUCUCUUACAGCUAUCUCUGUUCCUCACAUAUCCCACACCCUCUUACCCAGUUAACCCAUCCAGCUCAGAUCCAAGGUACACGCGAUGGAGUAUCACCACUCCAUAUCGAUAUUCUUUGUACUUGCAUGCUAACUAUGUAAAUCUCACCAAGUUCAGUCCAUACCCAUUUGUUCAUUUCUGAUGGGUAUAUAGCUCCCUGGUCUGAGAUCGUGUCUUUGGGUGAUAUAAAUGCAAAGGAAAAAAAGAUAAACAUUUUCUUAGAUUGACGAAUUGCCAGGAGAAAUGGUUAAAUCAUGCUGGAAACCAUCUGUGGAAGGUGAAGAUGGAGAAGGGAGCGGGAAGGUUGACGGGUUGUUAUGGCAUAAGGAUUUGGGCAACCAUGUGUAUGGGGAUUUCUCAAUGGCUGUAGUUCAGGCCAACGGUUCAUUGGAGGAUCGAAGUCAGCUUGAAUCUGGACCCUUCACUUCAAAUAUUGAUAACAAUAUGGGUUCUCAAGGAACCUUCAUAGGUGUUUACGACGGUCAUGGUGGAUACGAGGCCUCCCAGUUCGUCACCGACAAUCUCUUCUCCAAUCUCAAGAGACUCGCAGGUGAAGAAGGAGGUGUGUCCGAGAAUGUCAUAAAGAGGGCAUAUUGUGCAACAGAAGAAGGAUUUCUGUCCAUGGUGAAGAGAAAGUGGAUGAGCAAGCCAGAGAUUGCAUCCACAGGGACGUGUUGUUUAGUGGGGAUAAUCUGCAAUGGGAUGCUAUAUAUUGCAAACUCCGGAGACUCUCGAGUGGUGCUAGGAAGAAUGGAGAGGGCUACAAGAGAAGUAGCAGCUAUUCAGUUAUCUGCAGAACACAAUGUUAACAUAGAAAUGGUGAGAGAUGAAGUUCGAUCAAAGCACCCCUUUGAUCCACAAAUCGUGGUGCUCAAACACCAAGUUUGGCGCGUCAAAGGCCUCAUCCAGGUUUCGAGAUCCAUAGGCGAUGCAUAUCUGAAAAAGGCAGAAUUUAACAGAGAGCCUCUGCCGUUGAGGUUUAGAUUGGCCGAACCAUUCUUCAAGCCUAUUCUUAGCUGUGAGCCGUCAAUAUCAACGCAGAAACUCCAUCCUGACCAUCAGUUUCUCAUAUUUGCUUCAGACGGUUUGUGGGAACACCUUAGCAAUCAAGAAGCUGUUAACAUAGUCAGCAAUUACCCACGUAAUGGAAUAGCGAGGAGGCUGGUGAAAGCAGCGAUGAGAGAAGCAGCAAAGAAGAGAGAGAUGAGACUGGCGGACCUGGAAAAGAUAGAAGCAGGGGUGAGGAGGCACUUCCAUGAUGACAUAACAGUAGUAGUUGUAUUUCUAAACCCCAAACUCAUUGAAAAUAAUUCUCCCUGGGGUUCUCCUCUUUCAAUCAGAGCAGGUUGGCCCGCCAAUCCAUAGCCCAAAUGAUCCCCUUCAAUCGCUGUUUGAGAAUUGUUGUACAAAGCAGAUAUAUAGAUUGUUUCCUUUCGCAUCGCACUCCCACAAGUGCAGCAUCUA
Molecule: messenger RNA, 1940 nt
Organism: Prosopis cineraria
Lineage: Eukaryota; Viridiplantae; Streptophyta; Magnoliopsida; Fabales; Fabaceae
Product: probable protein phosphatase 2C 38
Exons: 4
Coding region: 720-1841 (373 amino acids)
Biological process (GO): protein dephosphorylation
Molecular function (GO): cation binding; protein serine/threonine phosphatase activity
Source: RefSeq, a predicted model, not a curated record